AUGUUGGAGGUCCGUCAGGAUAUCGGAGCAAAUCCAGGGUCUCCGAAUGUUCCGACUCGGGACCGAGGUUCCGGGAUGGGAGUAGCCAAGGUUCGGUGUGCCGCAAUCAGACUGGAGCUGAGACAGUCAGGAGGGAAGGUGACUUGGAGAGUGGGGAGGCAUGGUGUAGGGGAUGGUGAAGUUGUUAGGAAGGCAUCAGAGGAGAAGUUCUCUGAAGCUCUAGCAGCAACUGUUGAAUCCAACAGAGAUGCACACAAUGUCCUAGUCUCCACACUACUCAGUGGAAACCACACCUCUGCAUCCAAUGAGGAACUGGAUGAAGCCAUGGCAACCAUCCACAGCUACUUAGAGAAAGCAGCUGGCAUCACAGUCCUGUUGGAGGAACCAUGUGCUAUGAGGGUACUCCAACGGAGCUAA
Molecule: messenger RNA, 417 nt
Organism: Cantharellus anzutake
Lineage: Eukaryota; Fungi; Basidiomycota; Agaricomycetes; Cantharellales; Hydnaceae
Exons: 2
Coding region: 1-417 (138 amino acids)
Source: RefSeq, a predicted model, not a curated record